AUGUUUAAUGCCUUUACAGGUUCCUCUAGAUCUCACGUACCUCCCAUUGGCAUUCAGCCACUUACCGGUGAAAACUAUGCUUCAUGGAAAGAUCAGUUAGAUCUUACUCUGGGGUACUAUGACCUGGACUACGCCAUUCGUCAUGAUGAACCCGCUGCCAUUACUGCAACCUCUACUGCAGAGCAGAUAGCGGCAUUUGAGAAGUGGGACAAGGCGAAUCGCUUGUCACUUAUGACGGUCAAGAGCUCUAUUCCUCUUGGUCUCCGAGGAGCUAUUCCCGAGUCUGAUAAAGUGAAAGAUUACCUCAAAUCUGUUGAGGAUUACUUCAAGGGAUCGUCUAAAGCGCAUGCAAGCAGCUUAAUGCUAAAGAUGCUAACUCUGAAAUACGAUGGAAAAAGCGGUGUCCAAGGACAAAUGGAAGAUGAGUGA
Messenger RNA from Erigeron canadensis, 429 nucleotides. RefSeq lists its product as uncharacterized. NCBI's taxonomy places the organism in Eukaryota, Viridiplantae, Streptophyta, Magnoliopsida, Asterales, Asteraceae. Bases 1 to 429 code for a protein of 142 amino acids. The record is from RefSeq and is a predicted model, not a curated record. The transcript has 3 exons.